This is a messenger RNA of Pseudogymnoascus destructans, 2334 nucleotides long. RefSeq lists its product as uncharacterized. The record is from RefSeq and is a predicted model, not a curated record. NCBI's taxonomy places the organism in Eukaryota, Fungi, Ascomycota, Leotiomycetes, Thelebolales, Thelebolaceae. The transcript is spliced from 2 exons. Bases 386 to 2284 code for a protein of 632 amino acids.
GCUUCUGCCUGUUCUUUGAGCCUUCCCUUCUGUACGCGCUGUUGUUGUGAUUAUUGUUGUGUUUAUUGUUGUGAUUAUUGUUGUGCUGAGCGGGAGAACGGCUGAGCUGUGCUACUACUGUGCAUACGGCUGGACCCUGGGCUUUUCAGCUGGAGGUGUGAGCCUUGGGCGUGUGAGCCUGGAGACGUUGGACGACGACGACGUGAAACGAGUGAAGAGGAGGAUUCUGAUUAAUAGGAGGGAGGAGAAGAGAAGGAAAAUACCCGGGCAGAGACGAACGCUGGGAGGAUUAUACACGAUAUCGACGAUUCGACAUACUCAGAGCGAGAGCUCGACAAAGACAAAACAGGGACAAGAUCCCACAGUACAUACACUCCGAGUCACCAUGUUCAUCGAUCAGCCGCGUCUGUCGCGGCGUGAGAUGAAGGGAGCCCAGAUGGGUCAAGUUAUAGGCUCCAUAAUACUCGGCCUCGCUGCCAGCGUAAUCGCCUACUACUUCCUCCGCAGAUUCCGCCGCAGCCAUUCCGAACCAACAUACCUACCAACCGCCUACCUCAAGCGCAAAUGGAUACACUGGGACGUCCCCCAAAGUCGCAUGUCCCGCACCGAUGCUGCCCACCUGGAACCCAUCUCCAGCAACAGCACCGCAGGCCCCAACCGAGGCCAACCCCCCUCCACAGGCGACAGCAGCGCCAUCUUAUCCGCCCCCUUCAACUUCGGCAUAAACUCCGCCUCCAAUUCUGAUGUGGCGCUCUCGAGCUCGGCAAUUGACCGCAACACCUCGCUGCGCUCCAUCGCUACCCUCCCCGAAUACGCCUUCUACCCCAAGUCGACAGAGCAAGUUCUCGGCCGCGCCGGCGAGCGCGAUGGCAUCGACACUGUUGUUAAGUUCCCCGACAUCGCUGAGGCCGCUGAGGAAGAGCGUCGCGAAGAUGAAAUGGAAGCCCUGUACCAGGUCCGUCUAGCGCGACGCGAAGAGAUCGCUGCUCGCGAGGAGAGGAGGCGGCUGAGACGCGAGGCCCGCGACCGCGGCGAUCUUGACACUCUCGCUGAACUGAGGACUAGAGGGCGCCCAGAAAGUAACACUAACCUCGAUGCUCUGCGCGCGGAGCACUCGCGCCUGCGUGAGCGCGAACGCGCCGUCAGCCAAGUCUCGUACGAGGGCCUAGGCGUGGCACACCUCGACGGCUCGCGCGUGCGCGCCAACUCCGAGGAAUCCGAGCGCCCCCUCCUCGGGGACGCGGGCGACAUGGGCGCCGGGGGACGCGCAAGCAUGGGCAGCGUCUUGACCUUCGACAACACCGCCCGCUACAGCGAGCGCUACAGCGAAGAUGACCCCGGACGCCCACCGAUGUACGACGAGAUCUCCCUCGGCGCCGGCCGCGAUGUGCCACCAGGAUACAUGCCCAGCGCGUACACCAGCGGCGGAAACAGCACACGCACGCGCCCAGAUCUACCACUCAGUUCCCACCCCGUCACGGAGCUUGAUCUCGGACUGUGCAGCGCAUCACCCCCCAUCAUCGAACGCCGCGCUAGUGCCUCCCCACCCGUUCCCUUCCCCGAUAUCGAGGAGGGAUACGACACCGACGACGCCGCGGAACUGAACAGGCUGAACAGGCUGAACAGGCUGAACAACAACAGUGGCAGCGGCAGCGGCGCGAGCAGUUCCGGUGCCACCACUGCAGCCAAUACAUCGAGCUCCCGCCGCGCAUCAGCUACGUUCAUCGACCCGAUUGCCCAACGCGGUCUCUCUCCUAGCCCAGGCCGUCGCGUCUCUCCUCCCCGGCACGUCCAGCUCCCGCGCACGGCUUCGUUCCCCGCCGUCGCUUCGGAGGGGGGAUUAACGCCUCCCUCACAAUCGCCUUCACCCACACCACCUGGCGCUGCGCCUGGCGGGGCCUCUGGUGGCUCUAGCGGGGCUGGAAAUGCGAGUGGAGACCCGGCGCCACGUCGUAUGUCGACGCUCGCGCGGAGGAGAAUCUCGGUGAAUGACUUGAUGGGCACGGUUGGGCGGGCGGCGGAGGAUGUGGUGCCGCAGAAGACGUCGUAUGUGUUGCAUACCCCGCCGAUGCCCUCUACUACGCCACCGCUGGGUGAAAGGAGGAGGAGUUCGUUUAUGGGACUCCCCCGCCUAGGAGGUGGAGGUGGAGGUAAUGGAGGACAGGUGCAAGGAGGACUAGGUGUUGGACCUAGUAUCGUUGUUGAGAGCGCUACACCUGUCGUUGGACCCGGUGGGGGGGGGAGGGGUGCGCUAGGGUGGGAGAAUGAGAGAGCUGGUGGUUAAGUCGAGAUAUAAUUGCCGAAUUGUGUGAUAUAUGUGGUGAUAAGCCAGGA